CAUCAGCAACAGCAGCACCUUCAGCAAAAUCAGCGCCACCAGCAACAGCAGCAUCAUCAGCAACAGCAGCACCAUCAGCAACAACAGCACCAUCAGCAACAACAGCAUCAUCAGCAACAGCAGUACCAUCAGCAAAAGCAGAACCAUCAGCAACAGCAGCACCAUCAGCAACAACAGCACCAU
This is a messenger RNA of Hemiscyllium ocellatum (epaulette shark), 183 nucleotides long. Its product is annotated as G-box-binding factor-like. The transcript has 2 exons. The annotation marks the transcript as partial. The record is from RefSeq and is a predicted model, not a curated record. NCBI's taxonomy places the organism in Eukaryota, Metazoa, Chordata, Chondrichthyes, Orectolobiformes, Hemiscylliidae.